Molecule: messenger RNA, 966 nt
Organism: Corapipo altera (White-ruffed manakin)
Lineage: Eukaryota; Metazoa; Chordata; Aves; Passeriformes; Pipridae
Gene: PDZK1IP1
Product: PDZK1 interacting protein 1
Exons: 4
Coding region: 100-456 (118 amino acids)
Source: RefSeq, a predicted model, not a curated record
AAUUGACCUAGCGCUCAUUCCUGUGGGAGGGCGGCGUGCCCAAGUGCAGAGCCCGGCUGCUCCUCCGCACCCCGGGAGCCCCCGGCCCUGCCUGCCACCAUGCCUGCCCGCUGCCUCCUCCUCCUCCUCCUCCUGGGACUGCUCCUGGAGCUGGAACCUGCCUUCUGCCAGGAAGCCCGGGGCAGCCUCCAGCCGUGGUCACAGGGUGUCAUCGCAGUGGUUGUGUUUCUAGUGCUGGUGGCCAUCGCUUUCGUGGUCAACAGGUUCUGGUGUAAGAAGAAAGAGGAAAAUGCUGAGACCGUGGUGACUGUAGAGGACAAGCAGGAUCCUGUCGUGUCCAAUGGCCACGAAGGGAGAUACAUAUCAGCUGCAACCGACUUCAGGUCCAAAGAGAACCACCACGCCUACGAGAACACGGUGGAGCCCGAGGAGAAGGUGAUCACCACUGCCAUGUAGCAGGCACCCAACCAGCCACCCUCCUUCCUCCUCUCAACUGGCUUCACACGAUCGCGAUGGGCGUUUUCACAGAGACCCUCUGCACUGGCAGCCCCUGUGUGUGAUGGGUCCCUGACCUCCCCAUGGCACCACCAUCUCCUGAUCUUUCCACACCUGUGGGACAUGCCCUUCUGCCUCGGAGACUGGUGUCCAUGCGGGCAUCAGUCCCCAGGAGAGGUCUGGAGGUGCCACCUGUCCUGCCUGGUGGUCACCCCACCUGCUUGGCAAGGUUGAUGUCCCAAGUCCCAGGAGGGUGUUGACCUGCUUAUUACACAGAAGGGCUCCUGCUGGGUGUCUGGGACCUCCCUGCACCCCCAGCUGCCUUAUGGGGAGUUGCUGAUGGAAAACCUGCUCUUUUCUCCCCAGUUCACCCUCCUUUUUACAGCCUACACGAAACAUUUUAAUGUCAGAACAAACCUUCUCCCCUGUACAUAUCUCCCCUGUGAGAAAUAAAGAGAAUUGUUGCCCCUA